CUUCCACCAUACCUCCAUGAAGUCGAAUAUACUUUCACUCUGAGAAGUCCAUCUGCCAUUUUCUUUCUCAGAACACACAGAUAAUGUCGCUCACCAUACCAAAUGCUCCCAAUGCUGGGCUAUUCAAGCCCGGCUACCAGAAUUACGACGCCGAAGAUGGCGCCGUCAUCCGAAACAUAGACGCAUGCAGAACGAUUGCAUCAACGGUGCAAACCUCGCUAGGUCCCUAUGGACGGAAUAAAAUUGUCAUCAACCACCUCGCGAAGAUGAUCCUCACAUCCGAUGCGGCGACUAUAUUGCGGGAACUGGAGGUUGUGCACCCAGCAGCAAAGCUUCUGGUCAUGGCAAGCCAGCAGCAAGAGGCGGAGAUGGGUGAUGCCACUAAUAUGGUCAUUGUAUUGGCUGGCGAGCUGUUGAAGAAAGCCGAAGAACUGAUUCGGAUGGGUUUGAAAACGAGCGACAUUGUUCAAGGAUACGAGAAGGCACAGAACCAGGCCUUGAAAAUCCUCGAAGAUCUUGAAAUCGACAAGGUAACCGACCUCCGAUCCCAAGAGGAGCUCAGCAAAGCCAUCCGAACCGUUAUUGCAUCCAAGCAGUCCGGAAACGAAGACCUGCUCGCCGAUUUGGUUGCGGAGGCCGUACUUGCCGUCCUGCCCAAGGAUCCCAUAAAUUUCAACGUUGACAACGUCCGUGUUGUGAAGAUCAUGGGAGGGAGUCUCGAACAAAGCAGGGUCGUCAAAGGCAUGGUAUUCGGUCGUGAACCCGAGGGCAAUGUCAAGAAGGCCAAGAAGGCCAAAGUCGGAGUCUACACUUGUCCUGUUGACAUCAGCCAGACCGAGACAAAGGGGACCGUGUUGCUGCACAACUCAAAAGAACUCUUGGAUUUCACCAAGGGCGAGGAGACGCAGGUUGAAGCCAUUGUCAAGGAGCUCUACGAUUCCGGUAUUCGCGUCGUUAUUGCCGGCUCUACGGUCGGCGAACUUGCGAUGCACUACCUGAACCGCUUCGGCAUUUUGAUCAUCAAAAUCCUGUCCAAGUUCGAGCUCCGGCGCCUCUGCCGGGUGGUUGGAGCGACCCCGUUGGCCCGUCUUGGGGCCCCCAUGCCUGAUGAGAUGGGGAGCAUCGACAUUGUCGAAACCCUCGAGAUUGGUGGCGAUCGGGUGACGGUCUUCCGCCAAGAAAACGACCUGACACGAACCGCUACCCUGAUCCUUCGUGGUGCGACCCAAAACCAUCUCGACGACGUCGAACGCGCGGUCGAUGAUGGUGUCAAUGUGGUGAAGGCUAUCACGAAAGAUCCUCGCUUGGUGCCUGGCGCGGGAGCUACAGAAAUGCAGCUUGCUGAGAGAAUAGGAGCCAUUGGCGAGAAAACUCCGGGACUGGCUCAGUAUGCGAUCAAAAAGUAUGCUGAAGCAUUCGAGGUCAUUCCACGGACGCUUGCGGAAAGUGCGGGCUUGGAUGCUACGGAGGUCCUCAGUCGGUUGUACUCUGCCCACGCCUCCAAGGCCGAGGAGGACGACGAAGACUGGACCGUCGGUGUCGAUAUCGAGAACGAAGAUGGAACGGGAACGCUUGAUGCCGCCGAUGAGGGCAUCUUGGAUUUGCUUGUGGCGAAGAGUUGGGCCAUCAAGCUUGCGACCGAGGCCGCGCGGACUGUCUUGAGCGUCGACCAGAUCAUCGUCGCCAGACAGGCUGGUGGACCUAAGCCGCCGGGACCCAACGCGAAUUGGGAUGAGGACUAGAUUGCAGAUAUGUUCAAGGCAUCAUCAUAGAGGCGAAAAGGGCGUAUACCCACCAACACACUUGGAGUUUAUAUGGAUUGAUAGAGCCAAUGUAUCAUGAUUUGAGCAUACGUCUGGCACGUGCAUUUCCGCCUUAAGAUACUGUCUCAUCCGAACUUGAACGCUACCCCUUCUUUCUUGACCGUGUUCUUUCCUCCACCUGCGUAACCCGUGCCCUCGCUUCUAAUCAGCACAAGACCCGGUUUUCGACCCUUGUCC
Messenger RNA from Eremomyces bilateralis CBS 781.70, 2000 nucleotides. RefSeq names its product t-complex protein-like protein 1. The coding region runs from base 84 to 1742 and encodes 552 amino acids. Gene Ontology annotation, cellular component: chaperonin-containing T-complex. Gene Ontology annotation, biological process: protein folding. The record is from RefSeq and is a predicted model, not a curated record. Gene Ontology annotation, molecular function: ATP hydrolysis activity; ATP-dependent protein folding chaperone; ATP binding. The transcript has 3 exons. NCBI's taxonomy places the organism in Eukaryota, Fungi, Ascomycota, Dothideomycetes, Eremomycetales, Eremomycetaceae.